AUGCUCUACGUUUCAACAAAAUCUAACCUAUAAUUGUAUCAAAAAUUUCUGUUCUUUGAAACGAAAUGAUAUUGCGGAAUGUGUCAAUGAUUUUUCAUUUUAUUCGACCGAUCCAGCCACUCAACAAAUCGGGUUCCGCGAUGGAAAACUGUGCUUCUUUUAUAUUGCAGUUUUGAGCAAUCCUAGAGAAACAAUUGAUGAUAUUGGAUACAAUUAUGAUGUUAUUUUGAAUAGCAUAACAGCAACACCUACAAAUGAGAAUACAGUAUGUUUCAUAU
Messenger RNA from Caenorhabditis elegans, 278 nucleotides. NCBI's taxonomy places the organism in Eukaryota, Metazoa, Nematoda, Chromadorea, Rhabditida, Rhabditidae. The record is from the annotation of a RefSeq genome assembly.